ACUCGUCAUCUGAUCUGAGCGGCAAGAAGAGCAAUUACACGCAGUCUGAAGAGUAGAGGCGACUAGCACAAGCACAUCUGGAUGGACAAACCGGAGAAAGAAAGAUGUGGCGCACAGCAUGUCAGGGCGCGGUGGUUCGAUGCUCUGUCUGACAGAUGGUCGGGAACAAGGCCGUCGUGACAGGGUCUGCCGAAAGGCGUUGCCUCAGCACGCGCUAAGCUGCCGGGCAGUCGGCGACGUCACCAUGGGGUAGUUUUGAGCGCUGCGUUAUCCUUUCAUAAGCAUUGCGUGCGCCUGGCUCCACUGCUGGCCUUGAACAUAUCGCACUCUCCUCUUUGCGAGCUCUGUACUCUACGAUUGUCCCCUCUGAAAACACGUUAUACCCAGCACAUACGACGAAAGUACAUAGAACAAGCUAUCACACAAGAUGAAGGUCCUCACGCCCGAGCAGGAACAGGCGCAUUACAAUGCCUCAGUUAAAGGCGGAACAAUUGCUGGUCUUGUCGGCACAGCAGUCGGCGCCGCCGCUGUAGUGGGCGCAAGCAGAAGAUACCCAUCCUUCAGGGCGCUGACCCUGCCCUUCCGGGCUUUCCUCGUCACAUCCGCAGGAACAUUCACUGCUGUCAUUGCCGCCGACCGCGCCUCGGCACAAUGGGAUAUCGAGAACAACCCCGAGAAGAAAGCCGAAAUCGAGCGCGAGCGCAGUCGUGCGGCCCUCCUGGAGCAGAACAAGACGGCCUUCGAGCGCGCCAAGGGUUGGGCAACUGAGAACCGGUACCCGCUGCUCUUCGGCUUCUGGGUCGCCUCCAUGGCUGGCUCCUGGACAAUGGUCAACCGCAACCCCUACCUGAGCGGCUCCCAGAAGCUCGUUCAGGCCCGUAUGUACGCCCAGGGAGGUACACUGGCAGCGCUACUUACGUCAUUCGCGAUCGAGGGCGCGGAUGCGGCAAAGGGCAAGGGACGCUGGGAGACGAUCAAGGUCCUGGAUCCGAAUGACCCGACACAUCAGCAUAUCAUUGAGAAGAAGAUCCACCAUGAGCGGUAUGCUGGCGAGGACCAGUGGAGAGAGAUGGUUGAGGCUGAAGAGGAGCGCAUUAAGGAGCGCAACGCGCAGAUCGAGGCCAAGCGCGAACACCCCGAAAACAAAGAGAAGCAGGGCAAGGCGCAAAAGGAGAAGAAGGAGGAGAAGGACAAGUCUGGCGACAAAGCUUAGACGUCUGCACAUUGAUUCUCCUCCGGUCCAGCACCUUCGCUGACCUUUAACAUUUGCUGUCUCAUCGCCGAUUCGAGCUUGUCUAGCUACCCCCGUCCGAGGCUUGACGAUAGCUCUAGCACUCCGUUACCAUUUCCUGGCGUUUGGCGGCUACAUACGAGUAUUCCACGCACCUACGACCUGUACGAGUAGUGUUCAGCCGAUUGAAUGCGAAGCGGCUAUGUUUUGUAGAAAAUAUUGCUCUACCAGAGCUCUAGUGCAAUUGACCUCAUCUUGACCUCCUAC
Molecule: messenger RNA, 1498 nt
Organism: Didymella exigua CBS 183.55
Lineage: Eukaryota; Fungi; Ascomycota; Dothideomycetes; Pleosporales; Didymellaceae
Product: mitochondrial hypoxia responsive domain-containing protein
Exons: 4
Coding region: 428-1213 (261 amino acids)
Biological process (GO): mitochondrial respiratory chain complex IV assembly
Cellular component (GO): mitochondrial inner membrane
Source: RefSeq, a predicted model, not a curated record